Molecule: messenger RNA, 5841 nt
Organism: Knipowitschia caucasica
Lineage: Eukaryota; Metazoa; Chordata; Actinopteri; Gobiiformes; Gobiidae
Source: the annotation of a GenBank genome assembly
AUGGAGAAAGAGGAACAAGCACUGGAUGAAAGCAGGAGCAGCUGUGAAGCAGGAUACACAUUCACUGCACCUCCCAAAUUCACUCGAACCCCAGAAGACCAAACCGGAGUCCAGGGGGGCGUGGCCUCCUUCGUGUGCCAGGCCACUGGAGACCCGCAGCCCAAGAUUGUGUGGAACAAGAAAGGCAAAAAAGUCAGCAGUCAGAGAUUUGAGGUGAUCGAGUUUGACGAUGGCUCCGGCUCUGUGCUUAGAAUCCAGCCCCUGAGGACACCCAGAGAUGAGGCUGUUUAUGAAUGCCACGCCUCCAACACCGCAGGAGAGUUGACUGCUACCACCAGGCUUAAUGUUCUACGAGAGGACCAGCUGCCAGCAGGGUUCCCCACAAUAGACAUGGGCCCUCAGCUUAAAGUGGUGGAGCGCUCUCGAACAGCCACCAUGCUCUGUGCUGCCAGCGGCAACCCUGACCCAGAAAUUACCUGGUUCAAGGACUUUCUGCCCGUCAACACAUCCAACAACAAUGGCCGUAUUAAGCAGCUCCGCUCAGAAUCCUUUGGUGGCACGCCCAUACGAGGUGCCCUUCAGAUUGAGAUGAGCGAGGAGUCGGACCAGGGGAAGUAUGAAUGCGUAGCCACCAACAGCGACGGCACUCGCUACUCCACUCCAGCCAAUCUUUACGUCAGAGAGCUCCGAGAAGUGCGACGGGUUCCUCCUCGCUUCUCCAUUCCCCCCGCGGACAGUGAGAUCAUGCCCGGAGGAAACGUCAACAUCACCUGCGUGGCUGUCGGCUCGCCCAUGCCCUACGUCAAGUGGAUGCUGGGAGCAGAAGACUUGACCCCAGAGGACGACAUGCCCAUCGGCCGCAACGUGCUGGAGCUGACCGAUGUGCGGCAGUCCAACAAUUACACGUGUGUGGCCAUGUCCACUCUGGGGGUGAUAGAGGCUGUGGCGCAAAUCAUCGUGAAAGCACUCCCAAAGCCUCCAGGAAUCCCUAUGGUGACAGAGCGAACAGCAACUAGCAUCACUCUGACCUGGGACUCUGGCAACCCUGAGCCUGUGUCCUAUUAUAUCAUACAGCAUCGUGCCAAAGGUUCAGAGGAUCCCUAUAAGGAGAUUGAUGGAAUUGCCACGACACGUUACAGUGUGGGUGGCCUUAGCCCUUAUUCCCAUUAUGAUUUUCGUGUGGCUGCUGUGAACACCAUUGGUCAGGGUCCUUCCAGUGAAGCAGUGGAGGCCCGUACAGCUGAGCAAGCCCCGUCUUCUCCUCCGCGACAGGUCCGGGGUCGUAUGUUGAGCACCACCACGGCCAUUAUUCACUGGGAUGAACCCGAGGAGCCCAAUGGACAAGUUGUGGGCUACAGAGUGUACUACACCAUUGACAACCUGCUGCCAGUCAAUCAGUGGGAGAAGCAGAUGGUGCGCAGCGCCAACUUCAUCACUAUCCAGAGUUUGACUCCUAACAAGACGUACUACAUCAGGGUUAUGGCGUUCACAUCUGUGGGAGAUGGACCUCUGUCUCAGGACCUGCAGAUAAUUGCUAAGACUGGAGUUCCCUCCCAGCCCUCUGAGUUUAAAGGUGAAGCCAAAUCUGAGACCAGUAUCCUCCUGUCCUGGGUGGCACCGCCCCAAGGAGGUCCGGACAACCAGAUCACGGGGUAUGAGCUGGUCUACCGACGAUCUGAUGAGACAGAGGAGAAGAAAGUUAACUUUGAGCCAACAACUUCAUAUCUUCUCAAGACUCUGAAGCCUUUCUCCACCUACACUUUCCAACUGGCAGCAAAAAGCAAACAUGGAGUUGGAGCUUACACGAAUGAAGUGUCCAUAGACACACCCCAGACGCUCCCUGCAGCACCACCUCAGAAUAUCACAUGCAGCAGCCCCUCUUCUACCAGCAUCCUGGUAAGUUGGGCGCCCCCUCCUGUGGAGUUUCAGAACGGCAUUAUAUCGGGAUACGCCAUCCAGUACUCCAACACUGAGGGCAACAAAACAUUCAAAACCGUCAACGGAGUUCCACCUGAAAGUGCAUCCUUUCUUCUGGAAAACCUGGAGAAAUGGACUGAAUAUGGGAUAACGGUACGCGCCAAGACGGAAGCCGGUGAUGGACCUGAAAGCUUACAACUGCUUAUCCGCACGGAGGAAGAUGUUCCAAGUGGCCCUCCCCGUGGAGUGCAGGCAGAGACAGUGAACGCCUCAGCCCUUAGAAUAACAUGGGGUGCCCCGGCUCCAGAGCGGCAGCAUGGUCAGAUCCGAGGCUUCCAAGUGCACUAUGUAGCGAUGAAGUAUGGAGAGCCUCAAGGCCAGCCCCUCAUCAAGGACAUCCUCAUGGAAGACACACAGUGGGGAUCCGAGGAGUCAACUGAAUAUGAGGUGGUUCUGGGAGAGCUGGAGGCUGACACCUCGUAUUCGGUGUCAGUGGGGGCUUACACGGCUAAGGGAGAUGGUGCACGGAGCAAACCUGUCAGCGUGUGCACGGCUUUGCCUUUUCCAAAGAUGCCCAAGCUGAUGGUUAGUGCCACUGAAGCAGGUACAGCCCUUCUACAGUGGUACCCGGCUCUAAACCCUCCCACUCCGCUCCUCGGGUAUAGGCUCACUUUUGGUCGCAUUGAUGUCCUUCCGUUUACGGUGGUUGAGUUUCCAGCAAAAGAAAACCGCUACACUGCGCAAGACAUCCAUAAAGGAGCGAGCUAUGUAUUCCGACUCUCUGCCCGGAACAAAAUGGGGUAUGGGGAGGAAGCUGUGAAGGAGGUCAGCACUCCAGAAGAUGCUCCAAGUGGAUAUCCAGAGAAUAUUAUCGCAGAAGAAGCAGCUGCCACCUCCAUGCGUCUUGCUUGGAAAACAGUUCCUCUCAUUGAACAAAAUGGCAAAAUCACAAAGUACUCUGUGCUGUUCAAGGAUAUCAACAGUCGAGGCAAUGCCUCAGAAGUUGUGGUGUCCUCACCAAAGUGCAGUGUUGUUUUGGAAGCUCUUAUUCCAGACACAGUGUACGAAGUCAGAGUGUGCGCAUUUACAGGUGUGGGCCAGGGGCCUUACAGUCCCAAUGUCCAAUUUCGGACGCAGCGGCUGGAUCAAGUUUUUGCCACCAAUUUCCGAGUGAAAGCUGCUAUGAAAAACUCAGUGCUCCUUUCCUGGGAGAUCCGAGACAAGAACCCCGUUCAACCAUUCACUAUCCUUUAUGGGAAAGGCCAGUCUGUGGAAGUGGAAGGGAAACAGACUCAAAAGUUGAUCACUGGUCUGGAGCCAGACACACAGUAUUCCUUCUUACUCACAAACCGAGCCAACAGCGCUGGAGGCCUGCAGCACCGAGUCACUGCCACCACGGCCCCAGACCUGCUGAAGACCAAACCCACCGUGGUGGGAAAAACCAAUGCAGACGGUAUGGUGACCGUGCAGCUGCCGACCGUCCAGACCACUGCUAAAGUCAGGGGCUACUAUGUUGUGGUGGUGCCGCUGAAGAGACAGAGAGGAGGCAAGUUUCUCAAUCCAUGGGAGGAUCCAGAUCAGAUGAAUUUAGAUGAGCUGCUGAAGGAGAUCAACAGAACCAGCGUAAGCCGCGCACUUCGUAUUCGCAGACAAGCGAGCCAAUCAGAUCCCAGAGCAUACGUGUCCGCCCACUUCAAAACGCUCCCGCUUGAGUUCACGUUAGGAGAUGGGCGAAACUUUGGAGAUUUCCGCAACCGCCCUCUGCAGAACGGACAGGAGUAUGUGUUCUUUGUGUUAGCGCUGCUGGACCUCUCCGAAAACACCAUGUUUUCCACAAGCCCCUACUCGGACCCAGUGACAUCAUCGGAUGUGGAUCCUCAGCCAAUCAUAGAUGAGGAGGAGGGGCUACUGUGGGUCGUCGGGCCUGUACUUGCGGUCAUCUUCAUCGUUUGCAUUGUCAUCGCCAUUUUGCUUUUUAAAAGCAAACCUGACAGGAAAAGAGCUGAGGCUGAGGGCAGGAAGGCGAGUUUUCCUUGCAGCAAAGCGAUGUCAUCCCAUCAUCCCACUGAUCCUGUGGAGCUGCGGAGGAUCAACUUCCAGACUCCAGCCUACCGCGUGUCUGUGUACCGUGGCUAUCGGCGACUGUCAAGCAUGGCAAGUCAUCCGCCCGUCUCCCUCUCUGAGCUGGCAGAUCACAUCGAGCGCCUGAAGGCUAAUGACAAUCUCAAGUUCUCUCAAGAGUAUGAGUCUGUGGACCCUGGGCAGCAGUUCACGUGGGAGAACUCAAACUUGGAGGUGAACAAACCAAAGAACCGCUACGCUAACGUCAUCGCCUACGAUCACUCCAGGGUCAUUCUCUCCAGCAUUGAGGGUGUCCCGGGCAGCGACUACACCAAUGCAAACUAUAUUGAUGGAUAUCGCCGUCAAAAUGCCUACAUUGCCACUCAGGGCCCACUCCCGGAAACCUUCGGAGACUUCUGGAGGAUGGUGUGGGAGCAGCACACCGCCAACAUAAUCAUGAUGACUAAGCUGGAGGAGAAAUCCAGGAUGCCCUCUUAUUUCUUCUCUAAGGUGAAGUGUGACCAGUACUGGCCGACCAGGGGCACAGAGACGUAUGGCCUGAUUCAGGUCACUCUGCUGGACACAGUGGAGUUGGCCACAUACUCCGUUAGAACCUUUGCUCUCUACAAGAGUGGCUGCAAUGAGAAGCGUGAGGUUCGUCAUUUCCAGUUCACGGCUUGGCCAGACCAUGGGGUUCCAGAACAUCCUACUCCCUUCUUAGCCUUUCUGCGUCGGGUCAAAGCUUGCAACCCUCCAGAUGCUGGUCCUAUGGUUGUUCAUUGCAGUGCUGGAGUGGGUCGCACCGGUUGCUUCAUUGUCAUCGACGCCAUGACGGAGAGGAUCAAGCACGAGAAGACCAUCGACACCUACGGUCACGUGACGCUGAUGCGCUCUCAGAGGAACUACAUGGUGCAGACAGAAGACCAGUACAUCUUCAUCCACGACGCGCUGCUCGAGGCCGUCACCUGUGGAAACACCGAAGUCCCAGCGCGUAACCUCUACUCGUACAUACAGAGGCUGACGCAGAUCGAGCCUGGCGAGAACGUCACGGGUAUGGAGGUGGAGUUUAAGCGUUUAGCGAGUGCCAAGGCCCACACUUCCCGGUUUGUGAGUGCCAACUUGCCAUGCAACAAAUUUAAGAACCGCCUGGUCAACAUUAUGCCCUAUGAGACCACGCGCGUUUGCCUGCAGCCAAUCAGAGGGGUCGAAGGGUCAGACUAUAUAAAUGCCAGCUUUAUUGAUGGAUACAGGCAACAGAAGGCCUACAUAGCAACCCAGGGUCCAUUGGCAGAGACCACAGAAGACUACUGGAGGAUGCUGUGGGAACACAACUCAACCAUUGUCGUCAUGCUCACUAAACUGAGGGAAAUGGGACGGGAGAAGUGUCAUCAGUACUGGCCCGCUGAGCGCUCAGCCAGGUACCAGUACUUUGUGGUGGACCCCAUGGCGGAGUACAACAUGCCCCAGUACAUCCUGAGAGAGUUCAAGGUCACAGACGCCAGGGACGGCCAAUCGCGAACUGUCCGCCAGUUUCAGUUCACUGAUUGGCCAGAGCAAGGAGUGCCAAAGUCCGGAGAGGGUUUUAUCGAUUUCAUUGGACAGGUGCAUAAAACGAAAGAGCAAUUUGGCCAAGAUGGUCCUAUAACGGUACACUGCAGUGCGGGUGUUGGGAGGACGGGUGUUUUCAUCACUCUUAGCAUCGUGCUGGAGAGGAUGAGGUACGAAGGCGUCGUGGACAUCUUUCAGACGGUGAAGAUGCUUCGCACUCAAAGACCAGCCACCGUCCAGACAGAGGACCAGUACCAGUUCUGCUACAGGGCCAGUCUGGAGUACCUGGGAAGCUUUGAUCACUAUGCAACAUAA